GGUGUCCGCGCGCUCAGUCAAUGAGCACCGAGACAGGAGAAGUGUCCGACUGUUUACAUCUCGUUUCGGGGGCCGAGAGAUAUUUUCCUCCAGAAUUAUGUCGGUGUGGAAUUAUCGCACUCGCAACCUUUGAGAAAUAAAGGCGGCCAGCGCAAAACAGUGACCCGGCGUUGAGUCAUGGGAGGCCAGAUAACCCGAAACGCCUUGUACGACUCUCUGGGUGGACCGUUCCCCUCAACAGCUCACCGAUGCCACCACAAACCCAAACGCUGUUUACCCUUGCAUCUGUGUGGAGGUGUUCCCGUGAACCCCCUUCUCUUCCACCCCAACGCUAAGGGCUCUCAGAUAGUCAUGGAUCUAGCACAAAGGAGCGUCAAACGGCAGGCCAGCUUCUGCAAUGCCAUCACUUUCAGCAACCGGCCCAUUGCUCUUUAUGAGCAGGUCCGCUUAAAGAUAACUAAAAAGCAAUGCUGCUGGAGUGGUGCUCUCCGCCUGGGCUUUACUUCUAAGGACCCGUCUCGAAUCAAUCCAAGCUUUAAAACUAACUGUGUAUCCCACUUUUGUCCCACAGACAGUGAAGUCGUCCCUCCAGACCUUCUCCGCCCACGAUCCUUCACCACAGUACGUGGAUCCACCUCUUUACGACGUGAAGCAGACACCUCCCGCCUGUCUGUCAGUCUUUGCGAUCUUAACCUGCAACAAGAUGAUGCCAGGCUUCGACUCCCUCCCGCCCCCGUCGCCUGUCCCAUUCCUCAAAAUUCCAUGAACUCCCAGCAGUCAUCACUGCUUCCACACACCUUGGAAUGUGACCUACGUUUCCACCAGCUACGAGGUGCCAACAUCAAAACCCUUAACGAACAGACUGUGGCCCGAUCUGAACACAACCGUGAAGAACGCACACUGGUCUUCACAGAUCGCCCACUACGAAUUGGUGAAACCAUCUUCAUCAAAGUCAUUAAGUCCAGCCCUGCUCGAUCUGGGACUCUCUCAUACGGUGUGACAUCCUGUGACCCAGCAGUGCUUCGCCCUAGUGACCUCCCUUACAAUCCUGAAGCGCUGGUUGACCGUAAGGAAUUCUGGGCGGUGUGCAGGGUGCCUACUGCUUUGCAGAGUGGCGAUAUCCUGGGUUUCCUGGUCACACAGGAAGGGGAAGUCAUUCUGAGUCAUAAUGGUAACAAUGUGGGGAUGCAGGUGUGUGUGGACAACUCACGACCACUCUGGAUGUUCUUUGGACUGCAUGGUGCUGUCACGCAGCUGAGGAUUCUAGGCUCCACUUUCUUGGGUGAUGCUCGUGACCCGUCCAGCCCUGGCUCACCCUCUGCCUCGCCCCUUUCACCCUCAGGCCUGUGCAAUGGAAGUCCAGAGCCCAGUCUCAAUGAACGUGGCUGUUCUGCUGCCUUCUGCAGCUCCACUGAAGGAACAACAUCCAACUCACCCGUCAGUCUCCCUAAAUCCCCCACUUUCCCAUCUGCCUCAGGCUCAUGGCCGGACGAGUGUUCUAUCUGCUAUGAAAACACAGUGGACACCGUCAUCUACGCCUGCGGACACAUGUGUCUCUGCUACACCUGCGGUCUCCGCCUCAAAAAAAUGACCAACGCUAGCUGUCCUAUCUGUAGGAGAGCUAUCAAAGACAUUAUUAAGACCUACCGGAGCACUUAGGGGUGGGGGGGGGGGGUCUCAAAAGGGCCAUUAAGGAUCUCUAAUAGAGCUCGGUUUCAAGAGAGGGUUGGUGUCACAGUUCAGGGACUUGCUCUGGCACUGCAUGGGUCUCUGUUCCCAUGGCAAUGACUUUUUAACCCCUUGAACCUUCAAGGCUCAGGCAUCCAUUCACAAAGGUCUUUGGUAUUUCAUGCUCAAGUCUCUGUUGCUAUGGUAACCAGUGAUGUUGCUGCUUUUUUGAAGCAUCUGGCUUUUCAACUGACGUAACAAAAAUCAUAGACAGUAUCUCAUCGAAUUCAGGACAUUUCAGGUGACACAGGAGAUAAUCAAGGUUGCACAUCUCCCAUUUCUUCUACCUUCUCUGUGAGCCAUAAUAGACUCUCAUUCAUGGCAUAGCUGCAUAUCCUUUAAAGCUGGACUCAUAUUCAAUAGGGGGUGUUACAGUCUGUUAUUUUUUCCUUCUGCUGUCCUCUAGUCAAAUCAGCUAAAGCACUUUCACCAUUGAAAUUUAUACAAAAGUGUUUCAGUGUUUCACAAUUUUUGUCUGUGCUGGGCUGAGACAGAGACAGAAAUACAGAUAAGGAACAGUGCUUUUCAUACCUCACUAUUUCAUGCUAGUUGUGUAACCGACAGCUUGCCUUUAUUACAUGCUCUAAAGUGAGUUGAUAUGGAGGUCUUUGUGCAUUGAUGACUAUUUGAUCAUGUGUUUCGUAAUGUAAUAUGAAGCUUUGGCAGGUAGCAGGUGAAGUCAGCUAAUGCUCCGCUAUAAUUUCGCUUAUGCGUGCGUUCUACAAGCAGGACAUUUUGGUGUAAUUAAAGAGAUAUAAUUUGUAAAAAUACACAGGAAUGAUUAACCAAUGAGUCAUGUGGCAGAUAUACAUAUAUACAGUUAUAUAACAACUCAUUUAAAGAACAUUAAUAUUGAAUAUCUUAAUUGAUCCAACGGUGCUGGGAAAUGUAAUCGCCACAGAGAAGUGCGGUUAAAUAGAGCACCUCAUCUCACGACCCGAAAACAUGUUGGCCUAAUCAAACCUUGAUUUACUGUGAACUUGUUCUUGACUGUCGAUCGGAACACGCAC
Molecule: messenger RNA, 2738 nt
Organism: Sinocyclocheilus grahami
Lineage: Eukaryota; Metazoa; Chordata; Actinopteri; Cypriniformes; Cyprinidae
Product: E3 ubiquitin-protein ligase NEURL1-like
Exons: 6
Coding region: 178-1659 (493 amino acids)
Biological process (GO): negative regulation of Notch signaling pathway
Cellular component (GO): plasma membrane; postsynaptic density
Molecular function (GO): ubiquitin protein ligase activity
Source: RefSeq, a predicted model, not a curated record